Messenger RNA from Prorocentrum cordatum, 1517 nucleotides. The record is from the annotation of a GenBank genome assembly. NCBI's taxonomy places the organism in Eukaryota, Dinophyceae, Prorocentrales, Prorocentraceae.
UCAAGAUGGGCGCGUUGCCCUCUCGACUGCGGCGCCUCACUUGCUGUGAGUUCUGAUACCGAAUUGCUCGAUUUCCAUGGCGUCCCGCGGCGUUGGAGCAGUGGACGUGCGGAUGAGCUAUCUUGCGGAUCUGCCCUACGCCCAGGCGGCGUUCGGGGCGUUCUUGGCGGCAGCAGGCCCUGCCUUGGGCCCAAAAGCCACGACGGCGCUGGUUGCGGCGGCGGCGCGCGGGGCAGCCCAAGGGGCGGCCGCGGGCAGCAGGCCGUGUGCUGGCGCAGGUGGCGACGACCAGGACCCCGUCGGCGACAUGGACGUCGUGCUGGCGAAGGUCAAGGCCGUGUCGGGGCACGCAGGCGAGCUGAACGUCACGGACGCGAAGCGGUGGCUGCGGGCCCACGGGGAGCGGGGCAGCAAUGCCGCCGCUCGGCUGGGCAAGCUCAGCAAGCUCCGCAACACCCAGUCGCACCCGCUCGCGCUGCAGCUGAUCGUGGAGGUCGGGCAGUUGGCGGCGGCUGUCGGCAAGGAGGAGCUGAAGAAGGGGGACGGGUCGGGGUGCCACAAGGGCGCCGAGGCGGGCCCCGCCCCCCCCCCAGCGAGGAGAAAGUCAAGGGCGGCGCCGGCGGGGAGGGGUGGGGACUGCAUGCAGCCAGAGGAAGCAGACCUGUCGGAGACGGUGGACGACAUCACGGUUCUGGCGAGCGUGUCGGAGGCGACAGCGACGGGCCCUGAGGAGAAGUUCUCGGCGAAGCCAGCGAAGCUGAACAGGGAGCUGAUCCAGGUGGACAUCAAGCUCGCCCCAGACGUCGAGGCCAAGCGAGUGCUGAAGGUAAGGGACUCGGACGACAUGUCGGAGACAGUAAGCUCGUCGGAGCAGGAGGUGGCGGGCCCAGAGGAGAAGUUCUCGAUGAAGCCAGUGGCCAAGCAGUACGGGGAGCGGAUCCAGAAGGACAUCAGGGACGCCCCAGCCUGCGACUACCUCGAUUGGAAGUACCAGCUCAAGUCGGCGAAGAUCGACGAGUUGGUCAAGGUGUGCCUCUCGCGCGAGGAGUUUGAGGAGAAGCUCCAGGCAUGGGAGGACAACCUGUGAGCUCUGCGGCCAGCACGGGUGCGAGAUGCGUGCAGAGAUCCUGCAGUUCCUGCCGUGAGUGCCACUGCCUCGGCUUGAUCAUCGGCAACAGCAGCCAUACUCGAACGUACAGCGCGCCUGGUGCUCCAGAGCCUCACCCGUGCCGCCACUGGAGAACUCCGGGGAAUUCGAGCCCGUCGUUUCAAUCAUCUCGACGGCUACCAGCAACAGUCGCACUUGCAUGGAAGAGUAGAGCCCCGCAGUUUCCUUCGGUAUUGAACCAGUGACUCAGUGACCAGUGCUGCUACCAGUCUACACGCUCAUACCGCGGAACCGCGGACCAUCCAACAGUCGACACGUCUCACAUGUUCUCGCAUGCUGAGUCUCUAGGCUUCCAGAGGUGCCCUCGUGGAUUCACGAUGGCGCUUACAGACAGUCUUCCCGACUACCC